UGUAAAAAAAAAAAAAAAGAGGGGAGAAAGAAGAAGAAUUACUGCUAUGUAUUCGUAGAAGAAAACAGAAACUCAGAAAGCUGGGUUAGAAAUGGCUGGUUUAUUGGCAUGGGCAGCAGAUGUAGUUGGUGGUGCUCAAAGCAAUGACGAAGACGACAACCCCAAUUCAAUCCCUUUAAUUUUCACUCCACAACAACAAUCCUACCUUCUUGAUUUAGAUCGAAAGGCUAAUUCUCUCACCCGUACGAUCCAAGAUCUACGGCUCAGAAUCCCUCCUCCUGAUAUCUCUGAGCGUCUUCCUCAUCUACAUGCUCACUCUCUUGCCUCUAAUAAUGCUCUUGCUUUACAACUUAAUGCUCACUCCGCUACUAAAGAACAGGCACAAUUAAGAGAAAUUACUCUGCAAGAAGAAAAUGCGGAGUAUGAAAAGGCUAUCUCAAAUUAUGACAAUAAGAUUGAGGAGAAGUCACAGGAAGCUGACCUUCUGCGCAGCAAGUUGCAGGAGAUGGCCUUAAUUGAAGAAACCUUGAAGUCAGAGUUAGAACGAGCACAGGCUGCAGCAGCCAGUGAGACUGUGAAGUCAAAUGAGUAUCUGAUUAAAAACAAUAGUGAAGAUCAAGAAGAUAAGGAAUGUGCAAAUUUUGCGUUGCUGGGGAAAUUAGAGGAGAAGAAGAAGGAACUGAAAUCUAUGGAAGAAGCUGUUCAUGACCUGGAGAAAAAAUGGGCAGAAGUGCAAGAUUAUGCACUCAAGCAACCUUCCCCAGCUCAGCGAGAGAAAAUAUUGGAUAAGCAGCUUCACAGUCUAAUAGAGCAACUUGCUUCAAAACAGGCCCAAGCGGAGGGCCUUGCUAACGAAGUUCAUCUAAAGGAGAUGGAAUUAGAGAGAUUAAAUGGUCUUUGGAGGAAGGUUGAAGCAAGCAAUGCAGAUAUUAGUGCCACUCGGAAUAGGUAUGCAAGAAGCAGCAUUGACAGGGCCCGUGUUUCUUCAGAUUAUAUUGUCGAUCCUCGUCAAAAGCCUGGCAGACUGGAGAAUUUGCAUAAGCUUAUGUUGCUCAGGUCGGCUUUCGUUGUGUACAUUUUAGCACUCCAUAUCUUGGUAUUCAUUAAGAUUUCAUUCUAGAGUUUAGCAGAGUAGUGUAUCCCUUGGUGACUUUAGUUUAACUUUAACUGUAUAAACUGUAAAAUUUCCUGCAUAUAUCCUAAAUAAUACAAUGAUGUAGAUUUUUUGCUUGACGGUUGACAUGUAUAUGGUGUAAUUUCAGACUAGAAAUAUUUGAACGUUCACAA
Messenger RNA from Lycium ferocissimum, 1287 nucleotides. RefSeq lists its product as uncharacterized. The transcript is spliced from 6 exons. The coding region runs from base 92 to 1120 and encodes 342 amino acids. NCBI's taxonomy places the organism in Eukaryota, Viridiplantae, Streptophyta, Magnoliopsida, Solanales, Solanaceae. The record is from RefSeq and is a predicted model, not a curated record.